This is a messenger RNA of Myotis daubentonii (Daubenton's bat), 3033 nucleotides long. RefSeq names its product protein O-mannosyltransferase 1 (gene POMT1). Gene Ontology annotation, biological process: protein O-linked glycosylation. The record is from RefSeq and is a predicted model, not a curated record. NCBI's taxonomy places the organism in Eukaryota, Metazoa, Chordata, Mammalia, Chiroptera, Vespertilionidae. Gene Ontology annotation, molecular function: mannosyltransferase activity. Gene Ontology annotation, cellular component: membrane.
GCUCUUCGGCAAGAUGUUGGGGUUUCUGCAGCGCCCCGUAGUGGUGACCGCGGAUGUCAACUUGAACGUCGUGGCUCUGACGGCGGUGGGGCUGCUGAGCCGGCUGUGGCGCCUCGCCUACCCCCGGGCCGUGGUUUUCGAUGAAGUCUAUUACGGGCAGUACAUCUCUUUUUACAUGAAGCGGGUCUUCUUUUUGGAUGGCAGUGGACCGCCCUUCGGCCACAUGCUGCUGGCCUUGGGAGGUUAUUUGGGAGGAUUCGACGGCAACUUUUUGUGGAACAGAAUUGGAGCAGAAUACAGCAGCAACGUGCCCGUGUGGUCCCUGCGCCUGCUGCCGGCCCUCGCAGGGGCCCUGUCGGUGCCGAUGGCCUACCAGAUCCUGUGGGAGCUCCGUUUUUCUCACUGCGCCGCCAUGGGAGCCGCCCUGCUGAUGCUCAUCGAGAAUGCGCUGAUCACGCAGGCCAGGCUGAUGCUGUUGGAAUCGCUGUUAAUAUUUUUUAAUCUACUGGCCGUGCUGUCCUACCUGAAGUUCUCCAACUCCCAAAAGCACAGGCCCUUCUCCCCGAGCUGGUGGCUGUGGCUGACGCUGACCGGAGUGGCCUGCUCCUGCGCUGUCGGCAUCAAGUACAUGGGCAUUUUCACUUACUUGCUGGUGCUUGGAGUCGCCGCCGUCCACACCUGGCACCUGAUCGGAGACCAGGCUCUGUCAAACGUAGGGGAGCCUGCCGUGGGGGCGUGCGGGGGGGACGGCGUCAGGGGGGCGCAGUGGGAGCCUGCGUGCGAGGGGUGUCCCCCGUGUGCCCAGGUCUGUGUGCUGUGCCACGUGCUGGCCCGCGCAGUGGCUCUGGUGGUCGUCCCGGCCGUCACGUACCUGCUGUUCUUCUACGUCCACUUGACGCUGCUCUGCCGCUCCGGGCCCCACGACCAGAUCAUGUCCAGCGCGUUCCAGGCCAGCCUGGAGGGGGGGCUGGCUCGGAUCACGCAAGGCCAGCCCCUGGAGGUGGCCUACGGCUCACAGGUCACUCUGAAGAGCGCCUCGGGCAAGCCUGUGCCCUGCUGGCUCCACUCCCACCCGAGCACCUACCCGUUGAGCUACGAGAACGGCCGGGGCAGCUCCCACCAGCAGCAGGUGACCUGUUACCCCUUCAAAGAUGUCAACAACUGGUGGAUUGUCAAGGACCCCGGGAGGCACCAGCUGGAGGUGAGCAACCCGCCGAGGCCCGUGCGGCAUGGGGACGUGGUGCAGCUGGUGCACGGCAUGACCAGCCGCCUCCUCAACACGCACGACGUGGCAGCCCCCCUGAACCCCCAUGCGCAGGAGGUGUCCUGCUACAUCGACUACAACGUCUCCAUGCCCGCCCAGAGCCUCUGGAGGCUGGACAUCGUGAACAGAGAGUCGGACGCCGAGAUCUGGAAGACCAUCCUGUCGGAGGUGCGCCUCGUGCACCUGAACACGUCCGCCAUCCUGAAGCUGAGCGGGGCCCACCUCCCCGACUGGGGCUUCCGGCAGCUGGAGGUGGUUGGGGAGAAGCUGUCCCGGGGCUACCACGAGAGCGCCGUGUGGGCCGUGGAGGAGCACCGCUACGGCAGGAGCCAGGAGCAGAGGGAGAGGGAGCUGGAGCUGCACUCGCCAACUCACGUGGACGUCAGCAGGAACCUGAGCUUCAUGGCCAGAUUCUCGGAGCUGCAGUGGAGGAUGCUGACGGUGAGGAGCGACGACUCGGAGCACAAGUACAGCUCCACGCCGCUGGACUGGGUCACCCUGGACACCAACAUCGCCUACUGGCUGCACCCCAGGACCAGUGCUCAGAUCCACCUGCUGGGGAACGUGGUGAUCUGGGCUUCCGCCGGCCUCGCCACCGCGCUGUACGUCCUGCUCUUCUGCUGGUACCUGCUCCGCCGCCGGAGGCGUGUCUGUGAGCUCCCCGAGGAUUCCUGGCUGCGCUGGGUGCUGGCCGGGGCCCUGUGUGCCGGCGGCUGGGCGGCGAACUACUUCCCGUUCUUCCUGAUGGAGAAGACGCUCUUCCUCUACCACUACCUGCCCGCACUCACCUUCCAGAUCCUUCUACUGCCCGUGGUCUUGCAGCACAUCGGCGAGCACCUGUGCAGGUCCCAGCUCCACAGGAGCCUGUUUGGCGCCCUGGUGGUCGCAUGGUACUCGGCCGCCUGCCACGUGUUUAACAUGCUGCGCCCACUGACCUACGGGGACAAGUCGCUGUCACCCAGCGACCUCCAGGCCCUUCGCUGGAAAGAGAGCUGGGACAUCCUGAUCCGCAAACACUAGCAGGACUGGCACGAGAGAUCCAGGGUCGGGACCGGGACCGGGACACGCUCGGGGGAGCUGGCCAGGCCUGGCGGGGGCUCUCCUCUGGUCCCCUUCACCUUAAGCACCUUAUUCUUAUGCGGACAAUAAAGAACACGCUGUGCCCACAAAUCCUGGGGCCCUACACGGGGACACGUGUUGAGUGGCAAGUGUGGGGCUCGGCGACGGAGAGAUGGCGGGGAGUGGGAGUGACGGGCGUGAGGGUCAGACCGGACGGGCCGGUCUUACUAACAGACACGCCUGGUCCUCCCUCCCAAGCACCCGCUGGCCCCGAGCUAGAGCCUCUCCCCGGGGGGCCUCUAGGCUUUGCCCGGAACAGCUGAGUGUCACUAGCCACUGGGCCGGCCGGGCGGGGCCUCAGGCUGAGUGAGGCGGUAACCCUGUGUCAACCCUCUCGCUGACUGCACACCCGUGAGGCUAACGGGCAGCAGACAGUCAAGGUGUGUCAUCUGUUCCUUGUCCUGAACUCGCCUUUGGUGUAAUUAAAAAGGGACCACUGCCCUGGCCGGCUUGGCUUAGUGGAGAGAGCGCCAGCCUGCGGACUGAAGGGUCCCAGGUUCCACUCCGGCCAAGGGCAUAUGCCUGGGUUGCAGGCUCCAUCCCCAGUAGGGGGCGUGCAGGAGGCAACCGAUCAAUGAUUCUCUCUUCUCCCUUCCUCUCUGAAAUCAAUAAAUAAUAUUUUAAGAAAUAAUAAAAAGGGACCACUGGCA